Molecule: messenger RNA, 237 nt
Organism: Tremella mesenterica DSM 1558
Lineage: Eukaryota; Fungi; Basidiomycota; Tremellomycetes; Tremellales; Tremellaceae
Exons: 2
Source: RefSeq, a predicted model, not a curated record
AUGGUCGAUACCAUCUGUCUAGGGUUCCUUUUCAUACUCUCUCUCGGUUCUACCGCUGCUGAAUCUACCGAAGCUAGUGAUUUCUCGAAUUGUUCAGGAUAUGAUGUUUGUGAUUUGGGUAGCGCGACUAUUGGUUUAGCAUGGGUUUUGACUUUUCUCCUCUUAGCUAUCCUUCUCCUCGAAGUCAUCUACACUGUCAUCCAUUACGGUCGUUCCUGGCCCACGUGGCGUACACCA